This is a messenger RNA of Pomacea canaliculata, 4175 nucleotides long. RefSeq lists its product as uncharacterized. The record is from RefSeq and is a predicted model, not a curated record. The coding region runs from base 781 to 1722 and encodes 313 amino acids. The transcript has 9 exons. Lineage: Eukaryota; Metazoa; Mollusca; Gastropoda; Architaenioglossa; Ampullariidae.
UAAUAGUAUUCUUCGUAUCUGUUUCUAUUCAAUCAAUUUUAUUUUAGAUGUUUUUGAUAGUUCUCUUGUAACUUGUUUCAUAAAAAAAGAUUAAAAUUGUUACAUUGCCUAUUACUGGUCUCGCCCAUCAUUUCUUCCAACUCCCUUUUGAUUCCUUGAAAUCCUUGUCCCGCACCCAGUCCGUCUGCGGUGCAUUUCUGACAGCCACCACCACUCCGCUGUUUCACAGAAAUGGAAAAUUUCGCCUCCCUUUGCAAACUGGCUGCUGUAUGUAUUUUCAACUCACAGCCCAGACCAUGGCAACUUCUUAUCACCAGGCGCCAGGUCACAAUCAACAUCUGUCUUGUGACAUGAGCCAUUCAUGCACAGAUGCGCUCGCACCACACACGCGAGCGCGAAGACACACACACUCACACACGCAGAGCGAUAUUCUGGACUAGGAGCUCCAUCGUCUGCACCGAAAGGGCGAGACUUUAUGCAACCUGUUUGAUAAACAUUAUUCCACUCUACUUCCUGGCGGUGCAGGAAACAAUUACAACCAGAGCGAUAUCACCAUUCAUUACAUGCGUGGCCAAAGUUUACUCCACGCGAGCCAGUUUUGAUGUCCUUGUCACUAAAAGGAGCUUUUCCCUGUGAAGCUUGAACUUUGCUUACAAGACUGCUUCCCUUCAUGAUUUGAAAGGGCGUUUUUUUAAAACCCGAAGCUACUGCAGCUGUAAAUGAGGGCAGACUGCAGACACAUAUAACAACACACAGUGAGAGGUUUGUUUACGAAAGAAAAUGAUGUUAAACAAUACCACCAAGUCUAUGCGAAUAUGUCUUCUUUUAACCUUCUUCAUCAUCAUUCUGUCACUCCUGUACUUCUUCAUGCGUGUCAAAUGCGUGGUGCAGUUUCCACCUCCAAUUUCUCCUGAGCCUCCAAUUGUAUCUACGACCCCACCUUUAUGUCCUGUGCCAUGUGAUGAAAAAUCCAACAUGGAUUUGUGUGUUGAAUGGAGAGGUUGUCAUAAAAGAACAUGCUCUUCGCUUCCAUGGUGGGGUCUUGUCUGCGAUAUGGAAAGCGACUGGUACACGACAGACUUCAACUGUAAAGACAGACGAAUGAUGGGCAACUGGCCCGUGUGCUUCGACAACAACCUGGUGCCCUCCAGUGGAUGCAUCGUGUACUCUUUUGGAAUAGACUACGACUUUCGUUUCGAUGAUGCCAUGGCAAAAGUUGGGUGCACCGUUUAUUCCUUUGAUCCCAGCAUGAUGGACAAACAGGACCACAAGCAUGCGGAACGGGUUUUCUUCAAGCGCAUUGGCAUCAGCGAUAAGGACGACGACCACUACAUGCCUCAUAUAGAUGACUAUGUGAGGAGAAGGAAGGCUCCCAACGGUUGGUCCAUGAAACGCCUUCAGUCCAUCCUAGACCAGCUUGGACACAAAAAGGAACAAAUAACCGUGCUCAAGAUGGACAUCGAAGGCUAUGAAUGGAAUGUCACACAAGACCUCAUUGAUUCAUCGAUAUUGCAGUCCAUUCCCCAGCUGCUUGUCGAAUGGCAUUUAUUCGAGGAUUUCCCACCUCGUCAAGAAGUACCUGCUGCAGUGGACACUUACUUCGCGGUCAAGAAGAUUGGUUUCCGGAUGUUUGCCAAUGGGGGUUUAUAUUCUGUACACUGUCCUACUUCUUCUUUAAAAACACAGGCAGAGGUUGCCUACGUGAACACAAAACUCAAAUAAUCAAUGUCUUGUUAAAGAACUGUGCUUCCGUCGUCAUUGUCCUGUCCUCGAAAUUACUUAGUGUUGGUAGAAAAGUUCUCUAUGAAACAGACAUAACAUUUUAUACACUCAUAGUAAUUAAAAGUAAACACACAAAAAUGGCUUUAGGUGGUGUCACGGCUCGGGUGGCUUACAACACACACGCAACAGACACUUGCAAGUUCUCUCAAAACACAACAAGACGAUUGCCCGAGGCUGGUCACCUCCUGUUAUCAAGUUUUCGAAUGGCUCAGGACUUUACACAUUACAAAACAUUUGCAUAAAUAUUAACUCGGCUCAACACAAUACUCUCGGCGACAAACGUCUAGCGAUACAUCAAGCGAUACAUACAAUGUUUAUCUCCGGGGCACUUCCCCGAUCAAUCUCAACUUAAUCCUAUCUUACCAUCUAUGUAUGAAAAUCACACGCUUCACACAGUUCUGUUGGUCAACAAAAGUUCCAGUUCUAUUAUCUAGUUUAUAAUGGCACUAGCAGUCGUUGAGUACUUUACUCAAUGUUCGCCAUCCCUCCUAGGGUCGUUCACACUCUACAUGUCCCGCCAACAAGAAUCCAAGACACACACACACGACAUGAGCCACCAAAAGGUUAAACACACCGAAAAACACAGGAGGCACGGACUGGUGGAAACAUUUCUGAGACAACAUUUAAAAUGGCGAUGUGUAAGCAGGUGGAGGUGGCACUGUGCUGAAGUCAUCUUCAUCUUUGAUUGCCUCCAAGGACUGACAUCAUGGACUACUUUUUCAAUUGUGUAUUUUUAACCUGUAGUAUUCAUGGUCACAGGUAUAAAAGGAUUUCAGAAUUUCAUUUUUAAAUAUAUCAUCUGCACUUACAUGGCGACGACGGAGAUUCAUUCAAUUAUAAGUUUGUGACUUCUUCGUUUGUGGAGUUGUUAUGUUCUGUGAACUAUACAUAACACUCAUCACUGUGAAGUUGUAUUGUGAUGACUAAUCUUGACCAUCAUGAGGAUUGGCUCCAAUUUCAGAUUUUUUUUUUCACUCCGAAGUAACAGGUACAGACUAUAUACUUCCAAGACGAGUGACAUCAACCUAUCAACCACGCUUGGAAGUUGCCAUGGUUACAACUGUACUGACCUUUGUAAAAUAUCCUCCUAUAAAGUUUCAAGAUAUAUGUAUAUAUGAAUCAUGUGUUACAAGUAGUGUUUGAAAAUAAAUGGGUGUAUCACUAUGUCAGCUAUGACUUUAGACUUAUGAAGGUAGCCACAUACACCAUCUCAUGAGGCUAGAGACAGAAAUAGUCUUCACAGAGGACAAGUGAACAGCAAACAGUAAACAAUGAGCUCAAUGAAGCAAGAGAAGGCCAACUCCAGGAAAGUAAUGGCAUGAUUGAGGAAGAGAAAGAAGAAGCUGGAGAUGUCAUGUGACCGAUGUGUGAAAGACCCCCAGGGUUGUGGGAGACCUCCAGGGUUGUGUUCACUGUGUGGUAAGAAUUAUGGCAUAACUGUCAACCACAUGCCAAGUUCCCUGGGGGUUGAUAUCUCUCGUUUGAUAAGAACAUGUAGGAUCAUUGUAAGAUACAAUUAAAAAUACUGAAGAUUUCAUUUUUUAAUAUUGCAUUAGUCUGUAGGCGAGUAAUUGAACUGAGUUACAUUUUGAGGUUAACAAGUGAGGUUAAAAAGUGCAUUUCAAGAAUGUGAGAAACCAUUUGAGUAAGGAUAUGAACAGGGCUAGAAAGACCCCUCCUGCAGAAGAGUGAACGAUUGAAAGAGGAAGAGUCACUGUGUAUCAAAUUGAAACAGGUGAUGUAAGGAGAAGGCAGAACUGGAUGAAACAGGUAAUAAUGUGGACAUACUAACUACUGUGUUGUAGUACAGUUGGAUUAUAUUAUGACGAAAGUGAUCAUAGCUUUUUUGAUAGGUGUAAAACAAAUGUAAUACUGUACAACAUACCAGUUUCCUCAAAACUGUAAAAGAAUCACCUGUAGGUAAAGAUAGCUGUAAUUGUAAUUGCUCACUUAUGCGGGAUUCUUUAAUAGAGAUAAGACUUAAAGGGAUUGUAAAUACAAAAUAAAACUGCUUAGUAAGGAGUAGGAUCAGUUUGAAUCUCGUCUAUUUUCGUGUCUGUUCAUGUGAAAAAUGGUGGUGUGGUGUCUGGAUUUGACCUACUUCAGUCCCCAAAAAUUUUUGGCUCCUACCCAUGAAUGAGGAAUAAGUUCGACUAAGUGCGUGAGUGGUCAACAGUGAUAAACAGUCAUUUUCAAACUAAAAGUUUUAUACAAGCAGCAAGGCACAGUGGGGGAAAUUUGCAAUGUAUCUCUGAAUAUUGCUUCCAUGGCUGAAGCUAGUUUUAAAGCACACGUGAAAACAGAAGAAUAUGGCAAGAACAAGAAACAAUCAUAGAGUUGAAACUUCUUCAGCACUGAUAAGAAAAUUGCUAAUAAAAUCGUACCCUAUGACA